This is a messenger RNA of Perkinsus marinus ATCC 50983, 261 nucleotides long. Its product is annotated as vAMP-7, putative. The transcript is spliced from 3 exons. Gene Ontology annotation, cellular component: membrane. NCBI's taxonomy places the organism in Eukaryota, Perkinsozoa, Perkinsida, Perkinsidae. Gene Ontology annotation, biological process: vesicle-mediated transport. Bases 1 to 261 code for a protein of 86 amino acids. The record is from RefSeq and is a predicted model, not a curated record.
AUGACAAGAGAGCUUAAAGCCAUAAUAGAUGGGGGCAACGGUGUUAAGAUGACUAAGGUAUCCCAAGUGGAGGAGGAGCUUGACGCUGUCGCUGAUAUCAUGGUCGAAAACAUCAAUGCUGUUAUCAACCGUGGAGAGUCCAUAGCUUCGCUUGUUGACAAAACCUCAAAUCUUGGUAUUGAUGCACGGGUAUUCCGGUCAAAGGCAAAACAAGUGAGGUUUUACAGUGCAUUGCUCGACAAGAAGUUAGAUUCAUUCUGA